CGGGCUGAUCGAGGCACGCGUGCUGAGGCAUACGAGAGUCUGUGCAUGUCACUGUCCCCGAAAUCGGCUGAAGCGUACGGUGCACUUGUCGACCUACUCAUCCAAGACGAACCCGACGACGAACAGGGCGCUUUUAAUACUACACAGGAUGGCGCUGUGAUCUGGAACUCUAGGGAGAAGCGCAUCCUCUAUCAUAUUCUAGAUAAGAAGGGCAAUAAUGGAAUCCCAGAGAUUUCACAAGCUAUCGGAUCGAAAUCAGAGCUCGAGAUUCAGGAGUAUUUGAAACUUCUUCACAGCGGUCUGCGACACCAACAUUUCAACCAAAGCCAUGCCAGAGCCAUCAUUCUAAGCGAAAUACCUGCUGCUGCCGAAAUAAGUAAGGCUUGUUCUAGUGCACUUGAUGAAUAUGCCGAGUUUCUUUGCCUGAAGGAGCAACUGGCCGAAGACGUUAUUGGGAAACAGAAACACAAGAACCUGUGGAUCAUUGAUCGGGAAACUGCAGAGCACGUGGAGGAACCCUUCAAACAUCUAGAUGGGCAAGUGGGUAUUGUUUCUAGUGCUGAGCGCACCUCUGGAUUGCUCAAUCUGCCAAAAUGGAUCCUGCUCUCGGAACGCUUGUUUAUGAACUUCGGUAGCUCAAGGCUUGAGGAUAAUUGGGCCAAUGUAGCAUUCGAAGAUGAAUCCCCAUCAAUGACAGCUGAGGCUUGUGGGGAGUUCCAUGAUAUAGCUCUAAAGAUAACCCGUGACCUAGUUCAGUCGGCGAUCGAGUUUGCUCGGAUGAGGUGCCGCGGGAAACGAACGGGACGUCGACCAGCAAAAGUUGUGCGGUCCUCAGAUGUGAGAAAGGCAGCGCGCUUACUCAACAUGAAGCGGAACAGCUCUGACUUUUGGAUUGGAUUGGCGCGACGAUGUUGCCUUGACGUGGCAGACAUCCGGCACAAGAAAGGGUGGAAAACAAUCAGGCUAAAUUACGAUGAAGUAGAGGGUGUACUAUCUGGCAAGACUCAACUCCCUAAUGAACCUUAUGAGAGACCGUCAUCAGAAAUAAUAUCCCGGAGAAUUUCUGAGGCUAGUAUAGCGAGCGAAUCAUCAUUCGAUCCGCAAGAUGACGAAGACGACCUUGAAGUCGCGCAUGCUGAAGCCCUCGAUCAGAAAAUCAGCCAUGCCCAGGAGCUACAUUGCUGGACACUAAUCGGCAAGCCGCCCCCAGCGUCAUUUAGUGCCCAGGUUCAGGAUAUCAAGCUCCCACCAAGGCCAAAAGGUAAACGCAAAACUAUGGAGGAGCUGGUAGAUUGGCGCGACAGAACCCCCUAUCACAGCGAAUGGGAAGAGUACGGCUACGAGACUAGAGAACUACACAAGAAGCUGAGAAGAAACCACCGGAAGAGACGACGGAUAGAG
Molecule: messenger RNA, 1401 nt
Organism: Aspergillus ochraceoroseus IBT 24754
Lineage: Eukaryota; Fungi; Ascomycota; Eurotiomycetes; Eurotiales; Aspergillaceae
Exons: 1
Biological process (GO): nucleolar large rRNA transcription by RNA polymerase I; transcription initiation at RNA polymerase I promoter
Cellular component (GO): RNA polymerase I upstream activating factor complex
Molecular function (GO): RNA polymerase I general transcription initiation factor activity; rDNA binding
Source: RefSeq, a predicted model, not a curated record